CUUCCCAUCACUCUUCAUUUGCAAGCCAACCAGCUAUUAGGGCUUCUUUUUCUCCACUCGUUCUCAGCUGAGCAACAGGUAAACUCGCCAUUAGCUACCUCUUAGCCAUCAACCAUGGGUAGCAUGCACAGUCGUGGUAAGGGUAUCUCUGCUUCUGCCCUUCCUUACAAGCGCACUCCUCCCAGCUGGCUCAAAACCUCCCCUCAAGACGUUGAGGACAACAUCUGCAAGUUCGCAAAGAAGGGCUUGACUCCUUCACAGAUUGGCGUCAUCCUUCGUGACUCUCACGGUAUUGCACAGGUCAAGAGCGUAACUGGCAGCAAGAUCCUUCGCAUACUUAAAGCUCACGGGCUGGUUCCAGAGAUUCCAGAGGAUGUGUACCAUUUGAUCAAGAAGGCGGUUGCGAUUCACUAGCAUUUGGAGAGGAACAGGAAGGAUAAGGAUUCCAAGUUCAGGUUGAUUCUCGUGGAAAGCAGGAUUCAUAGGCUUGCUCGCUACUACAAGAAGACUAAGAAGCUCCCCUCUGUUAGGAAAUACGAGUCAACAACUACAGCAAGCACUCUGGUGGCUUAGUGAAAGACGUGGCUGCUAUCUGCAUGUUAGAUGGGCAAGGUUCUCUGUAGCUAUUGGAUAUUUACAGCGAAAUUGGAGUCGAUUAACAAAAUUUUAGGGUAGGCAGAGAAUAAUAUUUUAUUUUAGUUAUUAAAGAAACAAUUCUUUAUUAUAUUGUUAUCUUUGUUUUUCAACUGCUGGCAGGUUGGUUGCUUCAUCUUUGGAGCUAUAAAAUAUUGAUUAGGGUAAAUUACAAAAUGUGAUUUGACAUUUGGCAAAAUUUAUAUUUGAAUAUUUGCUUCAAAAAAUAGUUAAAUAGUCGCAAAUUUUGAUAA
Hevea brasiliensis (rubber tree) is the source of this 887-nucleotide messenger RNA. Its product is annotated as 40S ribosomal protein S13. The transcript is spliced from 5 exons. Lineage: Eukaryota; Viridiplantae; Streptophyta; Magnoliopsida; Malpighiales; Euphorbiaceae. Gene Ontology annotation, molecular function: small ribosomal subunit rRNA binding; structural constituent of ribosome. Gene Ontology annotation, biological process: translation. Gene Ontology annotation, cellular component: nucleolus; ribosome; cytosolic small ribosomal subunit. The record is from RefSeq and is a predicted model, not a curated record.